AUGUCCACUACACCGACAAGCAUCUCGACAGCGAGCCUCAGCGAGGUGUCGAACAUAUCGGGCAUUGAGCUUCCACUCCGGCCGGAAAUCCUUUGGAACCCUGAACACUAUAUAGAAGGCAGUAAUACAGCCUUUGCUGCAGUUUCGGCCGAUAACUCCCCUGGCUUUUUCGCGGCUUUGGACCAACAGAAGAGCGACGGCAGCCUCCGAGCUUCUCCAAUGCGAGCUCAACAGCUUAAUCCGAUACCGGCUGUAUUCGUUAACACUUUCUUGAAUCGGGCGUUUUACGGCAAUUUUGGAAGCAUCGGACCUGUGUUCGUGAAGGCUUACAUCAAAAUGAUGCCAGAACGCCAACUCGUGUUAUCCGGUCGGCUGCCGCUCAAAGUCUUGGUUAACGAGUUCAAGCGCGGCAAUCAUGAACGCGUGAAGUCAAUGUGCCGGGCUUGGACUGGCCUAGGAGAGUGGUUCCUUGAAACAUCAGUGGACAAAAAGUUCUUGCAGGCUGCGAUUGACCUAGUCAUCGGCGAUUUCAUUGACCUCCUUGAUCGAGGUGAGAUCCAGGAGGCGAAUUAUUACUUCCUUGCCUUAGCCGAGGGACUCUUGCGCGUGAUGGAGAUGGAUAACAAGCUGGCAGCCAGAAUAGCAGUGGACGCAUUAGUUCAAGGAUGUGAAAACGCAGUAACCCAUCCUCUUGUUGCGCAAUUCGCUGCGAUGGUGGAGUAUGUUCUUCAGAAGAUCAACCUCUCAACAACUGCCCUCUCAGGUGUCCAAAGGCGGCUUUCCUUAAGCACACACCCACAAGCCUGGCUCACCAUGGUUCUCGUUUGGGAGGGGGAUUCAUGGCUACUCGAGGUGUCGAUAGCAACAGCAGCAGUACUUCUACAGUGGCCAGCUCAGCAAACCGACUCAGCGAGGUGCUCACGCUGA
Molecule: messenger RNA, 927 nt
Organism: Dichotomopilus funicola
Lineage: Eukaryota; Fungi; Ascomycota; Sordariomycetes; Sordariales; Chaetomiaceae
Exons: 4
Coding region: 1-927 (308 amino acids)
Source: RefSeq, a predicted model, not a curated record